Molecule: messenger RNA, 991 nt
Organism: Aethina tumida (small hive beetle)
Lineage: Eukaryota; Metazoa; Arthropoda; Insecta; Coleoptera; Nitidulidae
Gene: sicily
Product: NADH dehydrogenase (ubiquinone) complex I, assembly factor 6
Exons: 4
Coding region: 61-984 (307 amino acids)
Biological process (GO): mitochondrial respiratory chain complex I assembly; biosynthetic process
Cellular component (GO): mitochondrion
Source: RefSeq, a predicted model, not a curated record
UGACGUUUAUAUAACCUAAAAAAUGACCCAAUUAAUUGGAUAAAAUAUAUAAUUUUCACAAUGAUUUUACAAAAGUUUGGCCGGAGAAUUUUGCAAAACGCCCAAAAACCAUCGCAAGUUCACCGUUGUAAGAGUCAAUCGACUGCAGAAUACUGUCUGAACAACGUACGGCAAUACGACUAUGAUAACUUCACUUGCACCCUGCUGCUCAAGAAUUCGGCGAGGGCUUGCGCUUUCGCCGUGCGGGGUUUUAAUGUCGAAGUGUCCCGGGUGGCUGAACAAGUGUCGCAAGACACCAUAGGGUUGAUGCGGUUGAAAUUCUGGGAGGAAACGGUCGAUAAAUGUUUCACGAAAGAUGUUAAGAAGGUCCCUCAGCAUCCAGUUGCCAUAGAAAUAUAUAAGGCUUUACUGAAUAAUCAGCUGACAAAAAGGUACUUCAAAAACUUAAUAGAAGUGAGAAAAGACAACUUAAACAUGAAACACUUUAAUAGUUUAGAAGACAUGGAGAAAUAUGCUGAAAAAUCUGUGUCUAGUGUAUAUUAUUUAAUUUUGGAAGGUUGUGGGGUUAAAAAUAUGCACGCUGAUCAUGCUGCCUCACAUUUAGGUAAAGCACAAGGAAUAACACAACAACUAAGAUCAAUUCCUCACUCUAAAAGGCUUAAUUUCAUUCCUUUACCCCAAGAUAUUUUAAUAAGAAACAACUUGAGUCAAGAAGAAGUAAUUAGAGGCAAAUCCAGUAGCAAAUUGCAAGAUACAAUUUUUGAAGUAGCUAGUAGAGCCCACCAACAUUUAGUUAAGGCAAGAAGUUUAUCAGAAAGUGUCCCAAAGGAGGGUAGAGCUGCACUGUUACCUGCUGUCCCAAUUUACAGCUUUUUAGACAGAUUGCAAAAAGUUAACUAUGAUGUGUUCCAUCCAGGACUACAGAAUAGGCCCUGGACGAUUUUACCUAGAUUGUAUGUCAGUAAUUUAAGAAAUAAAUAUUAAAACUACA